Messenger RNA from Amphibalanus amphitrite, 1127 nucleotides. Its product is annotated as lysozyme-like. Bases 161 to 622 code for a protein of 153 amino acids. Gene Ontology annotation, molecular function: lysozyme activity. The transcript has a single exon. The record is from RefSeq and is a predicted model, not a curated record. Lineage: Eukaryota; Metazoa; Arthropoda; Thecostraca; Balanomorpha; Balanidae.
CGCGCUGCUCCGGGGAGCUGCAAGGUGAGCAGAGAAGGGCACCGGGCGCCCCAUCCGGUUGCUGACGUCACCAGCCGGUGUUUGGGAAGCCCUGCUCGCGGCGGAUACAAAGUCGGCCGCGGUCGGCGGGCGGCAGUGUCCCUCCCGCCGUGUCUCAGCCAUGUCCGCGCCGCGCCUGCUCUUCACCGCGCUGCUGGCCGCAGCUGCCGUCCAGCUCAGCACCCAGCAGACCACCGAGCUGGUCAGCCAGCAGUGCCUGGGCUGCAUCUGCGAGGCGUCCACCCAGUGCGACCUCAGCAGGGACUGCAGCAGCGGCUACUGCGGGCCCUUCCUCAUCGGCAACGCCUACUUCGUGGACUCUGAGCUCACCGCCGAACCCGACUUCAAGGGCAAGACGCUCGAGUCGUGCACGCGCGACCCGUACUGCGCCGCGGCCGUCAUCAGGAAGUACAUGGCCAAGUAUCCCCGCGACUGUAACGGCGACGGUCGUCAGACGUGUUCCGACUUCGCCAUGAUCCACAAGGCCGGACCGGGCGGCUGUGAGCGCAAUGCGCCGCACGUGCUGAAGAGCGAGUACUGGCAGCGACUGACCAGGUGUCUGAACAUCUACAAGCAGGCGUGAGGGUCAGGAGUGAGCCGGCGGCGGUGUUGAAGUGCUGGCAGGCCCUCAGGGACACAGGAGCGGCUACAGCGAAAGGCGACGCUUUUGGUGCAGCACCUUCGUUCAUUUCAUUGAUGCUCGAGGAAGAAAAGUGAAUGUCGCUUAGCGCGACAUAAAAUCGCUGAGAUAUUUUCGGUUGAAGUGGAUCGCUUUUCUGUAAAACCUGUCUGUGUAAAAGGGGCAUUUAGCUUUGGCUCUCUAGUCUCUAGCUCUUGUUCUAAAAAAAAAUGAGUUGAAAAGACGGAGCAUCAUGCCAGCGAAAGCUGGAGAGGCGGCCGUGGCCAGCAGCACUGAAUGUGACCGUUAGACUAACUAAGCCUGGCGGUAGUCGACGGAUGUGUGGCUGCCUAUCUUGUUGCUUGGUGACCUACCUGUAUGGCAAGAUAACUUAUUUUUAAUAAACGUAAUUUUACAACGCUGUGGGCAGGCACCCUGAUGUUUCACCUGAAUAAAAUGGCAUUAUGAA